AUGCCAGGUCCUCAUGCUACAACUUACGUGCAUGUGUAUGUUACAGGCCGCCGAGCGAGCGCCGACGCCUUACCACAUGUCAGCAUGCGCCUGGUGCUCUUCGCAGCGAAAUGGGCACCAGAACAAAUUGAAGAAUCUAAUCCUCGUCUAGAAGAAAUAGAAGGAAAAGGAGGAGGCGAAAAGAGAAAGAGAGAAAAAAGAAACAAAGAAGAAGAAAAAGAGGAGGAAGAGGCAGAAGAAGAAGAGGCAGAAGCAGAAGAAGUAGAAGAGGCAGAAGAGGCAGAAGACGCAGAAGAAGAAGUAGAAGAGGCAGAAGACGCAGAAGAAGAAGAAGAAGAAGAGGCAGAAGACGCAGAAGAAGAAGAAGAGGAGGAAGAGGCAGAAGAAGAAGAAGAGGCAGAAGGUGCAGAAGAAGAAGAAGAAGAAGAAGAAGAGGAAGAGGCAGAAGAAGAGGAAGUAGAAGUAGAGGCAGAAGAAGAAGAAGAGGCAGAAGAAGAGGAAGUAGAAGUAGAGGCAGAAGAAGAAGAAGAAGAAGAAGUAGAAGCAGAAGAAGCAAAAGGAGAAGAAGUUGGAGAUGAAUAA
Messenger RNA from Gryllus bimaculatus (two-spotted cricket), 582 nucleotides. NCBI's taxonomy places the organism in Eukaryota, Metazoa, Arthropoda, Insecta, Orthoptera, Gryllidae. The record is from the annotation of a GenBank genome assembly.